Paramuricea clavata is the source of this 707-nucleotide messenger RNA. The record is from the annotation of a GenBank genome assembly. NCBI's taxonomy places the organism in Eukaryota, Metazoa, Cnidaria, Anthozoa, Malacalcyonacea, Plexauridae.
AUGAGUGAAGAAGCAACAAAGAAACGUAAGAUUCGGGGUGGACAUAGAACCUCAACUAAGAGAACAAUAAAUGCUUCAUCAACAAUUCUUGACGAUUUUGAUCCUUCAAAUAAACAACUUACCGAGAAGUUAUUACAACAAAAGAUUACAUUAAAGGAAAAACUAGACAUUCUGCAAAAUUUAGACAAUGAUAUACUAGCUAUCACUGAGGAGAAAGAUAUUGAAAGGGAGAUUGAAGAAAGUGAUCUUUUGAGAGAGACAAUACAUGCUACAAUUGUCAGAAUUGACUCUGUAGUGAGUCCUAUGAGCCUACCUCCAUCACCAAGUCCAGAAGGAACUCAAGAAGAAGGGAAUUAUCAUAAUUCUAGUACUAUACAAGUCAUUCGUCGGCCAAGAUAAAGCUACCAAAAUUGAGUUUAAAGAAGUUUAAGGGAGAUAUUAAGGAGUGGACUCCAUUUUGGGACAGUUAUACUUCAGCUAUUCAUGACAAUCUUGACCUGAGUGAUAUUGAUAAAUUUAACUAUUUGAACUCCCUACUUGAAUCAAAGGCAGCAGAAGCAAUUGCUGGGUUAAAGAUUACAUCAGCAAACUAUCAGGAAGCAGUUGACGUGUUAAACCAGAGAUUUGGCGACAAGCAACAGAUUAUUAAUUCGCAUAUGGACAGCCUUCUUCAACUACCUGCAGUAACAAGCCUUCAUGAUGUUUAA